AGGUAUUUUCAUCAUUGUGCUGCUAGUCCUCGUGAGGUUAAUAUAUAGGUUCCCUGAGGCACUUAUACUCACUAACAUAACGAGACCGUCCGCAGUAACGACGUAUAGAAGUAUUGAGCUACGGUACGAGUGAGGAAAAUAUCUAAACUUGUUCGUACCACAACAUCCCAGCAAUAUGCCCAUCGAGUUAGAAGCUGCUGUCGUCAAGACUCCGUCUGGUUUUCUUAAGAUCUGUGAAAUGGCACUGACCAUCAUAGCCCUGAGUGUCUCUCAGGGAACCGAGAACUUCAGCUUCGGAGACGAAUCUCGCACGUUCUUUUGUGGGGGAGUUCUGCUGUUGUCCAUAGUUGUCACUCCACUGUUGUUUUACACCUACAUCAGAGGCUCGGCUAAGGACAUACAGAAGACACCAUUUGAACUCCAAGUAAAUCUGACCCAGGCAAUUCUGAUGAUAGCAGCAGGAAGUGUAGUCAUCAACACCUACUGCACUUCACCCGGGCAAAACCUAACUUUUGCAGAUUCUGGUAAAACUGCAGGUUCUCUCUGUAUCAUAAAUGGAGUGAUAUAUGGUGCUGACACCUUCUUUGCUUACCAGAAUAUUAAGUAAAGAUUUAGGUAAUUAUUGCUAUCUGUACAGCUCUUCAUAUACACUACUGUAUACUGUACAUAAGUACUGUACUGUAUAUUAUUUUUUGUGAAAACCAAGAUAGAUAACAUCUUUGUAAGAGGUAAGAUUUUUCCCUCACUAAUAUGACACAUAUAGGUCAGUUAUCAGUUUUAUUUAGUAGCACUGUACCUCAUAUAAUGAAGUACAGUACAAUCUACACUCUCUCCAGCCUUUCAUAAUUAAAAACAUAUUUUCUGGUCCAUGAGAUACAACUGUAAGGUUGUUGCUAAAGUGUGUACUGUACUGCACUAUGUUAUGUAAGUCAUUUAUGAAAAUGAAAUGACGACUGUGUUCCAGAAUUUGAAUAUUAUUUUCUAAUGCAUCUCAACUACAUACCAAUCAAAAGCAUUUAAAUGCAAUAUUUGUUAAUCUUUUAAACCUAAAAAAUGAACUUAGAAUCCAGACUGCAGUGUAGUGCAAAAACUGCACUGCACUUGCAAAUCUAAAGAAUUCAUCAUGUAGAUAAUCCUGACAUGAAAAACUCGCGGAUUUUGCUUUCUCGUGGGGUCCAUUUUACCUAACCCCAGCGAGCUUUAAGGGAAUACUGUAGCUAUAAUUUUCUAAAAUUCAAAGUACAAAAGUCUAUAUAAAGGAUAAUCAACAUGUAGAUAAUUCUAAUACAACUAUAAAUGAACAGCAUCACUACUAACCUAACUAAAAUGACAAUAAAUGACAUCUUAUAUAAUGAAGGAAACAGGACAGCAGAUGGUAUAUGAAGGAAACAGGACAGCAGAUGAUAUAUGAAGGAAACAAGACAGUAGAAGUUAAGUGAAGGAAACUGGCAAUUCACACACACAGAGUCAAAACUCUCAAUCUUCUCCUUACCAGAUACUGUUGUCUAAAUAACACUUUUGUUUUUGGUCUUUGUAAAGCAGUUUUAGCAGAGCCUUUUGCAUGGUAUCACCCAACACCUGGUGACACACUGGUGGCUGCACAGGAAGUUAUCUGUAAACUAACUGAUGUAUUUCCUUGUAUCUACUUGGCCCUAUCAUUAUAUAUAC
Messenger RNA from Homarus americanus (American lobster), 1668 nucleotides. RefSeq lists its product as uncharacterized. Gene Ontology annotation, cellular component: membrane. Gene Ontology annotation, biological process: septate junction assembly. Lineage: Eukaryota; Metazoa; Arthropoda; Malacostraca; Decapoda; Nephropidae. The record is from RefSeq and is a predicted model, not a curated record. The transcript is spliced from 3 exons. The coding region runs from base 176 to 607 and encodes 143 amino acids.